This is a messenger RNA of Aspergillus pseudotamarii, 1242 nucleotides long. RefSeq names its product transcription factor domain-containing protein. Lineage: Eukaryota; Fungi; Ascomycota; Eurotiomycetes; Eurotiales; Aspergillaceae. The transcript has a single exon. Bases 1 to 1242 code for a protein of 413 amino acids. Gene Ontology annotation, molecular function: transcription cis-regulatory region binding; DNA-binding transcription factor activity. Gene Ontology annotation, biological process: positive regulation of transcription by RNA polymerase II. The record is from RefSeq and is a predicted model, not a curated record. Gene Ontology annotation, cellular component: nucleus.
AUGAGGCCUGCUGUCAGAUUAUGUAUUGAUGAAUCAUUUUCGAUCCUCCCACACCAGCUUCACCUCAACCCAUCUCCAUUCCUAUCAACAAAGGAGUCACUAUUCUUUCUCCACCUCUUUGCUACUGAGACCGCUCCACGGCUCUUUCCAGCUGCUCCCAGCAUUUUCGUACGUCAGUUAGUGAAUCGCGCCCUGGAAACACCUCACCUGCUUCAUGCACUCCUAGCAGCAGCGAGUAGUCAUCACGGCCGCUUGGUGGGAGAUGCCAGCGCGAGGUCAAGGACGACGACUCUGAAAUUCACCAACUUUGCUGUCUCCGGCCUACGUACUGCCCUCAGUAGGACAGAGGAGAUGCCAAAAGCAGAGACAACUAUGACGGCUCUCGCUUUAUGUACGAACGAUAUCUGUAAUGGAAACCGGGACAUAUGGCGGGCCCACUUGUCCGGAGCAACCCGUUUAUUGGCUGCUUUCUUGGAUAGCCAUACCGUAGCUUCAAGUGUUGCUGAUCCGUUUGGUUUGUGCUUGGUCAAAUGGUUUGCCACACUAGAUACUAUGGCGAAUUUGACAGGAGUCAGUGCAAGCCCAACCGAUAGAGAUCCGUGUUGGUAUCUGGGCAAAAUUCCUGACACGCAGGUUGGCUACGUGGACGAUAUAUCUGGUUACUCCCCGGAGCUUAUACCAAUGUUGGCUCUACUGGGACAGAUGGCAGGCCGGCAAGAUUUAUGUACGGCAGCAAAAUAUGACGUACAGUUCAUCAUACCAUGGCAGCUGUUGGAAGAGGCUCAGGAGCUGGAAUCCAAGAUCAAGUCUAUUACAGACAGGACUGUUUCAGAUUCCACGUUGAAAAAUCAUAAUAGUGCGCUCACGGUUGACUUACAGCACACCCAUCGUGCCUUUGUCCAUGCCUCCCUGCUUCAUCUUCACCGCCGGGUUCAAUUACUUCCAAGGGACCACAGUCAAGUCAAGGAAGAUAUCACCAACAUCGUCAACGCUGUUUCAAAUAUCGAUCCCUUCUCUCCUGCCAACAUACUUAUCCUAUGGCCAAUGUUUAGUGCUGGCUGUGAGACUAGCUUUGUGAGCGAACGUAAUCUGAUCCAAGACCGCAUGGCCAAUAUGCAAAGUCUUGGAUUGGGGAAUUACACUAGAGCCAGAGAUAUGUUGAGAAUAUUCUGGUCGUCUGGUACUUCUAUGCCAUGGGAUAUUUACUUUGCGGAACAGGGGAUACAGCUGGUUUUAUUUUGA